UGAGCGAGACAGAAAUCAUGGAUAGUCAGACAAAAUAUGGGCAGUUUAUUAUUGUAAGGCACAAUACGAAUACCAGAUAAAAGUAAAUUUAUUCUAAUUAUGAUUUGAUCGACGUAUUAAUGAUGUUAAGGGAGUAAAUAACGUACAAUUUCGGUUUUUAUAUUUACGAUUGUAUGAGGCCUAUGAACUGGGAACUCGUUUGAAACAAUGAAUAGUAAAAUAUUAAGUACAAUUGCUAAUGCUAUGGACACCAAAGAGGAACUAAAGAAGCGGAUAGAAACAUCUAAACUUGUAUCACAAGAGCUGCAGACAUGCAUUCAAAAUUGUCAAAACCGAUUUGGAGGUAAAGCUGAACUCGCUACAGAAGAUGAUAUAAGAAUAGUACAGCUUUGUGAAAAAUGGGAAAAAGUCCUCAGUCACGGUAUAAGAACCAACUUAUCUAACUCUGCUUUACAGACCCUAGUGACUGCUGGGUUAAAUUUUACAUUUAACAUUGUCAAUAUUGGAAACUCAUUGUGGAGCUACACAUGUCUUCACCUCACUAAACAUGAGAAAGAAAGAUUUAAAAUUCUAUCAAAUAUCAACACUCCACUUGGGUACUUCAGGGCCUUCAUUAGAGCUGCUUUAAAUGAAAGAUCACUUGAAAGAUAUCUCCAAAGCUGGGUAGCACAUGGUCUUCUGAUGGAGUAUUAUGAAGAAGGUGCAUUAGUCAGGAACAAUGAAUUAGCAUAUCAGUUACCUCACAUGGCUUCAGGAUUAUCAACAAUUUUGUUUGCACUAUCAAUUGAUAGAGCGGAAUUAAAUGAAACUCAGCAAGCAAAUCAAACAAAUAAAGCGGAACUAGUCAUAUCCCUGCCGGCUCCUGUAAAGCCUUCCAAUCUAAAGAGGAAGCCGCUGCGCCAAGUCAUAUCAUUUGACAAAAAUGAUUCGAAAAAUAAAACCAAAGAUGACAGAAAGCUGUUACGGUCGCCAAGUAUGAAAGAUGACUCUUUAUGGAACAGCGCGCCCGCUACAUGCCUGAACUCUCCGGAUCCUAAAACUCUUCCUCAUGCUUCCACUAGUGAACCGACCAGUUCUGAAUAUAAGAAUAGCAUACGACAUUUUUUCCCAGAUAGUGUGAAGGGCAUAGACAGUCCAUCGCAAAUCCUUUCAAAAUUGUCAGAGUGUGCUAAAGAAAUAUUUUCGUCAUCUAACAGCAUAGAUACAAACAAUGUUGCUAAAGAUGAUAUAUCUGUAUCGAGUAUUAACAAUUUAAAGAUAUCAGAAAGUGACAGUGAGGAAGUAGCGGGGAGCAUUGACGGGAGCACUUCUUGUCUGGAACUCUGUUUUACGGAAGACGAAAGUGUACCUGAAGACAAAUCUCACUCCAUUUUAGAAAUAAGAGAAAAGGAAUAUUUGAAUUUACAAUUAAAGUGUAAUCAUAUUGAGCAGACAAGCAAGGAAAAGAUACUUAAAUUAGAGAAAAUCAUUCUGGAUCUAAGCAAAGAGAACGAUCGUCUUAAAGAACAAUUAAGACAGUACAUGUCUGCUGUUGAAAUGGGGGUUGCUUUAAAAAACAACGGCGAGGAGCAGGAGGCUGAACAAUAUGAGAAAAAACUGGUCCAAGUUGCUGAAAUGCACGCAGAGCUGAUGGAAUUCAAUCAACAUCUACAAAAACGUUUGCAAGAAUUAGAGAGCAGAUCGGAACUCGAGAUACUCGACCAUCCUGAGACUAAUGUGAAGGCUUAUAUCCCCACCGCGUUUCUGGUCGGAAAGAAAACUCAAUCCUACCACGUCUACCAGAUAUUUCUCAAAAUUGGUCACGAAGAAUGGAAUGUGUAUCACCGAUAUGCUAAGUUCCACGAGCUCCAUAUGCAGCUAAAGAAAUUACAUCCAGACAUAGCGUCAUAUAAUUUUCCUCCAAAGAAAACUCUGCGAAAACGGGACGCACAUCUCGUGGAGAGCCGGCGAGUAGCGCUGCAGGCGUAUUUGCGGCACAUUUUGCUGGUCCAACCGGAGUUGAGGGAGUGCACCAGUCGAGCGCAGCUCAUCACCAUCUUGCCAUUCUUUGGCACUUCAUCGUCGUCGAGAUCGAACGGAUCGAGUCACAUGCUAAAUCGACAACAUUCCAACGAGUCAACUUCCACUUACGACGCUCUCUGAUUGCCAAGUAAAUAGCUAGGUACCUACUAUUAAUUAUUACAUUUAGACACGGUUGCAUAAAAAAACUGUAAAAAAAACAUGUGUAAAGGCACCAUGUAAAUUGGACAUGACAUGAGACAUGAUUUUUUAUAGCCUGUGCGGAAAGAGAAGAGUCUUUCCGAACAGACUACACGCUUUCACGCACCUAGUUAAUUUAGGUGUUGUCUAAAGCUCGCUUAAUCAAAAAUGUUAGUUUGCUCUAGCUAAUUCGAAAUAUUACAAUAGUAAAGAUUUAUCCUAUUUUGAUUUUACCUAUAAUUUAUGAAGUCUUCAUGGCAAGCAAAAUUUCGGGCAGCUGCCCGAAGUAGUGUUUGUAAAAAUGUAGUAUGUUAUUACUGUAAUUAUAGAAAAUUUGUGGCAAAAGUGGAAUUACUUGAUUCCUCUUUAGUCUAAUAUAAUGUGUAGUAUUUAUGUGGCAUUGGUAUUACCUACGCCUCAAUGCAAUCAGUUUUAUACUAUGCUAGAUAAUAUUGGAAACGUAUCUAUGUGCAAUUAAGUAUGUGACGGACGACGAGUAAAGGUUCCGUUACACAGGCGCUUUUUCCGGGCGGGGAGCGAGCGGGGCGUGAGCGUUUUAUAUGU
Molecule: messenger RNA, 2763 nt
Organism: Cydia fagiglandana
Lineage: Eukaryota; Metazoa; Arthropoda; Insecta; Lepidoptera; Tortricidae
Product: sorting nexin-29-like
Exons: 11
Coding region: 208-2142 (644 amino acids)
Molecular function (GO): phosphatidylinositol binding
Source: RefSeq, a predicted model, not a curated record